Messenger RNA from Clunio marinus, 546 nucleotides. The record is from the annotation of a GenBank genome assembly. Lineage: Eukaryota; Metazoa; Arthropoda; Insecta; Diptera; Chironomidae.
AUGGGUGCGGUGAUGAAAGCAGAUAACAUCGCUCUGUACGACGUUUCACGAAUUGGACAUAAAAUGAUACUGAGAUGCUUGAAAAUUGAUCUCAGCUGUAGGGAUUCCAAUCUAAGCAAAAUUCAUUUCUUCCCAAGAGAAACUAGUUCUAAUGGCAGCAAAAUGACAAUGAGAUAUUCUCAUGAGUUAGAUGUUGUGUCGGAUGUUUUUGUUCCAAAUGUUAAAGGCAGAUUCCAACGUGCUUCAACUAUUUCUGGUAUAUCAUAUUGCAGUACGAUGGCACCAGAGGGCGAUAGAGACGAAUUAGUUAAAGAAACGUCUCUAGCGCCCUCUAGUGUCACUCUAUUGAAAUACAAUGUCUUAAAAAAAGUUGCAGAAAGUUUUAAGGAACAUUUUUCCCAAAGACACUUUAUACUUAAACCUUAUAGUUUAGCAGUAUCGACCAAAUGCAGAGCAACUAAUACACUUGAGAGUCAUACAAACAGUCACCAAGGCACACCAAAAAAGAUUCUUCCCAUUGUUUUGAUGGCACAAAUCUCGAAUUGA